AUGGAUAAGGAUGAUAUUCUGGCACAGGCAGUUGAAAAUGAUGCAAACUACAAUGAUAGACUUCAAGUCAUCAAAUCCAACGAUCACAUUGAUGCAAAAUUCGGUUUUGUGAGAUAUACAGGAAUUGUGGAGAGAAAAGGUUUCCUCAUUAAUAUUCAACCGGUAAUUAUUUUAUUUGGGAACUGAUUUGAUAUAAAUAUGCUUUAAAUUUUUCAGUCAGAAAUGGUCGAUGAGCAAACAAAAGCAAUUAUUUCCGUCGUCGAUUAUUUUUUCAUCAGUGACAUGGACGAACGCUUCAAAAUCUCCUAUCCGUUCCGCCCAUAUUUUUAUAUCUCAACUCUCGAUGGUUGCGAAUUCCAAGUCUCCUCAUAUUUAUCCAAAAAAUAUGGCGGAUCCACCACAAUCGAGCACCUCGAAAAAGAAGAUUUGGACUUGAAAAACCAUCUUUCUGGCCUCAAAAAAACAUAUAUCAAAUUAACAUUUCCAAGUUCUGUGGAAUUAGCCAAAGUGCGGAAGGAUUUGAUGCCUUUAAUUCGAAAAAAUAAGGAGAAAAUCAAGAAGGAAUCGCAGUAUGUUACGUUUUUGGCAAAUAAUAUGGGAGGAAAAACUCAAGCGGAAUAUAAGGAUGGGGAUAUUUUAUCAUCAAUUGUUGAUAUUAGGUGGGUAUUUUUUCAGAAAUCUCCUAACAUUUCAUAUUUUGUAGAGAAUACGAUGUGCCAUUUCAUAUGAGAGUUUCAAUCGAUGAGAAAAUCUUCGUAGGACUUUGGUAUGAUGUAAAAGGAGUUGGCCCAAAUCGAAUCCCAACAAUCAUUCGAAAAGAUCUCGGCAGUUUCCACGCCAAACCAAAAGUCCUCGCAUUCGACAUCGAAACCACAAAACUUCCCCUUAAAUUCCCGGACAGAGAAAGUGAUGAGAUUAUGAUGAUAUCUUAUAUGGUUGAUGGUCGAGGAUAUCUAAUUAUUAAUCGAGAAAUUGUAUCAGCUGAUAUUAAUUCAUUUGAAUAUACACCAAAAGAAGAGUAUAAAGGGGAAUUUGUAGUUUGGAAUGAGAAUGAUGAAAGUGGCCUGAUUCGACGAUUUUUUGAUCAUUUUUUGGAAGUUCGUCCAAAUAUUGUUGUCACUUAUAAUGGUGACUUUUUCGAUUGGCCAUUUGUUGAAGCGAGAGCUAAGAUUCGAGGUUUUGAUAUGGAAAAAGAAAUUGGAUUCUCCAAAGAUUCUGCUGACGAAUAUAAAAGUCGAAAUGCGAUUCAUAUGGAUGCUUUUCGUUGGGUGAAACGUGACUCAUAUUUACCGGUUGGAUCGCAGAAUUUGAAAGCGGUGACGAAGGCGAAAUUGAGAUAUGAUCCGGUGGAAGUGGAGCCGGAAUUGAUGUGCAAAAUGGCCAGGGAACAGCCGCAGGUACUUUUUUAAGCUUGAGCUAUGACACGGCAAAAUUUGGAGUUUAUUUUUUGAAAAUUUAAAUUAUCUGAACUUCAUAGUCAAAUUAUUUAUUUUUUGAAACAGUAAAUUUUUAAUAGUCAAAAGCUUUAACGGAAACCAAUCAACUAAUUCGAAAUUUUUCUAGUUGAUAUUAAUUUUUUGAAACAGUCAUUUUUUCAUUUUAAAACAAUUUUAAUUUUUACUGAAAAUUUGUUAUGGAUUCACAUUUUAAAAAAAUUUUCAUUUUAUUGGAAAAACUAUAAUGGUAACCAAUUACUUGAAUUCGAACGUUCUAAUUGAUAUGGAUUUUUUGAAACAGUCAUUUUUUUAAUUUUACAUUUUUAACAUUGUCAGCUUUUCAAAUUUUGCCACGUCAUAACUCAUUUUCUUCUCUCACUAUUUUCCAAAUCCAACUUUUUGCAGCAACUCGCGAAUUAUUCAGUAUCAGAUGCAGUUUCAACAUAUUAUCUCUAUAUGAAAUAUGUUCAUCAAUUCAUUUUUGCUCUUUGCACAAUUAUUCCAUUAGGAGCUGAUGAUGUUCUUCGAAAAGGUUCGGGAACAUUAUGUGAAGCAUUGCUCAUGGUAGAAGCAUUCCAUAACAAUAUCAUUUUUCCCAAUAAAUAUACGGGUUUGGAUGAAGCGAGUUUCUCCAAAGAUGGACAUCGAAUUGAAAGUGAAACGUAUGUUGGAGGACAUGUUGAAGCACUUGAAGCCGGUGUAUUUCGAGCUGAUAUUCCGGCGAGAUUUCGAAUGUCGGUGCCGGCGUUGACGAAUUUGAAAAAUGAAGUUUGUGAGACGUUGAAAAAGGAAUUGGUCAGAGAAUUUGGUGUCACUUUGGAUCAAGUUUUGGAUUUUGAGGAGAGGGUUUGUUUUUUUCUUUUGAAAUUUUGAAAAUGGGGUGAAAUUUGACAUAUGAAAUUUUUCACUGUUUCAAAAAAUUUGUAAAGUAUUUUUCUAAGUUUUAGAUUUAGUAUUUCUUGUUUAAUUUCAGAAAAUAAAUAUUUUAGCCAAAAAAAGGUGGAAUUAUUAUUGGAGAUACUGUGAAAAAUUCAAGCUCACAAUCAAAUGAAAAACAAUUUUGCAAUUUUUUUAAGAACUGAAACAAAAUUUUUUUGAAACGUUUUUUUCAUUGGUAGAAUUAUAGGAGUUGUAAUCAUUAAAGUAUUGUGAUCUUUCAAAAUUUGGAAAUUUUUUGAAACAGUGAAAAUAUUUUUGGGAUAAAAUUAAAUAAGAAAAAAUUUAGAGAACUUUGGUUCAAAAGUAACUAUUUCCAAUUAAUUUUUGAAUUUUCACGUUUUAUUCUCCUAUCGAAUCAUUUUUCAAGAUUGAGAAUUAUUUUAUUCAAAAUUUGAAACGUAUUUUUUUAAGGCUCAAAAUUUUCAGAUCAAUAUGAUAACAAACUUUAUUUGAAACAGUGAAAAUUUUUUGAAUUAAAUUUUCUUUUGCAUCAUUUUUUUCAAUAAAAGAUAAUUAAAUUAUCAAAUAACAUGCAUAAAAUUGAAUAACAAAUUUUUUUGAAACAGCGAAAAAAUUUGUUUUCCAGUGCGCUGAAAUCCACGAAACCUUUGAUGGUCUUCUCGCCGCUCCAACUCGUCUCGAAAAUCCACGAAUCUAUCAUUUGGAUGUUGGAGCAAUGUAUCCGAAUAUCAUUUUAACGAAUCGACUUCAACCCUGUGCCAUGGUCAACGAGGAGAUUUGCAUGGGUUGCUCUUUCAAUAAACCCGAUGCGAUUUGUAAACGAACAAUGGCUUGGGAGUGGAGAGGAGAAUUGAGUGAGUGAAAGGGUUUUUGGGGUCUAGGGGAUGGUUUUGUCUUUUGAAAGACUCAGAAAUUUAAAAAAUUGAUAGUUUUCAGAAAUACACGUGGCGAAGGCUGAAAGAGGGAUUUCUAAAAUUUCAAACAUCAAAAAAACUUACGCAUAAAUCAUUGCCACGUGGCAAAACCUCUUGAAUGAGUUUUGGGCCGAAAAACGGCUGAAAAUUCAAAAAUAUGCCACGUGGCGAAAAUCUGGAAUUUUUGAGCUCAAAAAUAUAUUCUUGAAAAUUUGGAAAUCCAAUUUCUCAUAUGCAAAAUACUUGAAAAAAAAUCGAGAAUUAACUUUUUGAAAAAUUCCCGAAAAUAUAAAACUUCUUCAAAAAAUUGCCAGAAUUUCCAGAACUAAUUAAAGGGUUCAAACUUUAAUUUAACAACAAAUUUCACUUGGCAAAAUAACUGCAUUUUAAAAUUUAAAAUACCAAUUUUUUAGUCCCGGCAACACGUGGUGAAUAUCAACAAAUAAUGCAACAACUCGAAGCCGAAUCAUUUGGCAAACCGCCAAAACCAUUUCAUAUGCUCGAAAAAGCCGAACGAGACGCCAUCGAAACGAAACGUGUCAAAGACUACUGUCGACGUGUCUACGGUAAAACACAUUUGACACGACUCGAAAUGCGCGAAACUAUGAUUUGCCAACGAGAAAAUCAUUUCUAUGUGGAAACGGUGAAAGCAUUUCGUGAUCGACGAUAUGAAUAUAAGGAUAUGUUGAAGAAAUCGAAGGGGAAAUUUGAUCAGGCGGCGAAGGAUAGUGAUUUGGCGACGAUGGCCACGGCGAAAUGUGAGUUCGGAGGGGGAUGUGUGAUUUGGAAUCUAAAAAUAUUUGGUUUGAGAAUUGGGAAAAUUUCAAAAGACUUCUAAAUUUCUGGAAAAAAAAGCCUUGAAAAUUUACCAUCGAAAUUCGAAUAUUAUCAGCAAUAUUUGAUGUGUUUUUAUGUUUUUGUUUAAAGGUGGAGUCCGAGCAAGACAUACGUUGUGCUAAUUUGAAAGAUCAUGUUCCAAUUAGUACAAUCCUCGAAAGAUUUUUUCUGGAAGCUUCUCAAACAUUAAUUAAAAAACUCUAAAGUUCGAAAAAACAGUGAAACACCGUGUAAAAUGGCUUGAAAGUCCAUAUCUCCAACCGUUUGGAGCUGUGUUUCUCUAAUGUUAGAGAAGCUUUCAGAAAAAUCCUUCGAGGAUUGUACUAAUUGCAACAUGCUCUUUCAAAUUAGCACAACUUAUUUUUUGCUCGGACUCCACCUUUAAAAAACCUGAAAAAUAUACGUUUCAAAAAUUCUAUAUUAUUUUGAGAAUUUAUUUUUUUCGAUAGUAUGUUUGUUUUCCGAUCUCUUCUCAAUUUUUGCAGCCAAAAAAUCCUACUAAAUCACAUUUUUUUUUCAGUAGAAAUGGUGCUCUAUGAAUCACUUCAACUUGCUCACAAAUGUAUUUUGAACUCAUUUUACGGAUAUGUAAUGCGAAAAGGAAGUCGAUGGUUUUCGAUGGAAAUGGCUGGAAUUGUAUGUCAUACUGGAGCAAAUAUUAUUCGAGAAGCUCGAAAAUUGGUGGAAUUGAUUGGAAAACCGCUGGAAUUGGAUACCGAUGGAAUUUGGUGCCUGAUUCCGGCGAGUUUUCCCGAAAAUGUCACUUUCAAAUUGCAAAAUCAUAAGAGAGAUUCGGUGAGUUUGGUUAUGACGUGGCAAAGUCGGAAAAAAUUCGAAAAUUUGAGCUUCUCAUCUCAUUGAGAAAUUCUGUAAAUGUUCAAAAUACCACAAAAUUUGAGUUUAAACAAUUUUUCAAAUGUUCAAAAAUAAAAUCCUUCAAAAUGAAAACAUUUUUGAAAAAAUAUUAAAAAUUAAUUUCAGGUCACUGUAUCUUACCCCGGAGCAAUGUUAAAUGCAUUGGUUUACGAAGGAUUCACAAAUCAUCAAUAUCAAACUCUGGAAUCAGAUGGAUCUUAUUCAACAAAAUCGGAAAAUUCGAUUUAUUUCGAAGUUGAUGGACCAUAUCAAUGUAUGGUUUUACCGGCUUCGAAAGAAGAGGGAAAAAAAUUGAAAAAAAGAUAUGCGGUAUUUAAUUUGGAUGGAUCAUUGGCUGAAAUGAAGGGAUUUGAAUUGAAAAGACGAGGAGAAUUGAAUAUUAUCAAACAUUUUCAAAGUUCCGUGUUCAAAACAUUUUUGAGCGGUCAAACAUUGGAAGAAACGUAUAAUUGUGUGGCGGCGGAUGCGGAUCAUUGGUUGGAUAUUCUGUAUACACAUGGAUCGGAUUUGGCCGAUGAAGAACUGUUCAGUUUAAUCUCGGAGAAUCGGAGUAUGUCGAGAAAAUUGGAGGAUUAUGGAACACAGAAGAGCACGAGUAUUAGUACGGCUAAACGGUUGGCCGAGUUUUUGGGAGAGGAAAUGGUGAAGGAUGCCGGAUUGGCGUGUAUGUUUAUUAUUUCGAGAUAUCCGAUUGGUGCGCCGGUGACGGAGAGAGCCGUUCCGGUCGCCAUUUUUAAGGUGCGGGUUUUUAGGGCUUGGAGGCCCCAGAGGAAAGGGAGGGAUUCGGGAUCUUUGGGAGAAAAUUUGGCUAAAUUUUGGGGAAUUUUUGAAAUUGAAAAUUUCAAUUUUGAAUUUUAAAUCCACGUAGAAAAUGAUGGCGCAAAAAUUCGAAAAAUUCUUUAAAUUUUCCAGUUUUCCACGUGGUCUAGUUUUUGCAACAGUUCGGCCACGUGGAUUUUCCACGCGAAAUACUGGAAAUCCAAAUCUUUUGAGAAUAUUCACCGAAAUUUGCAAAGAACAAGGCCACGUUGGUUUUCCCAGCCAAAAAUUCGAAAAAUUCACAUUUUCGCGCCCAAAAAUCCACGUGGCCUAAUUUUUGCAUUACAGUUCGGCCACGUGGAUUUUCCAGCGAGAAUUUCAAAAAUUCGAAAAUUUCACGUUUUCGCGCCCAAAAAUCCACGUGGCCUAGUUUUCUGAAAAUUUCCGACAUAGGCCUGUUAAAGAUAUUGUCAGUUUCCCCAAAAAAUUGUUUUGUAACUUACGCUGACAGUAUUCUUGGAUUUCAAAUAGUUAAAUAAUGGAUGAAUGAGAUUUUUUAGUGGUGAGAAAAAUAUCAAAAUAUUUUGAAACAUACAAUUUCCCGUAAUUUUUGAAGGUAAAAUUUGAAGCAGGUAAAUAGAGCUUCUAAACGAAUCCACGUGGAUUCCCAUUAGCAGAGUUGUGACGUGGCAAAAAUUGUCACAUGCCAAAUUAAAUAUUUUAUUUUGAUUUUGUACUAUAGUUUCAAGGUUACAUUUUUUUGUAGGAAAAUCAAUGUUAACAAAACGUCAAUUUCAUCCGAAAAUUUUGGGAUUCUUUUGAAACGUAAAUUUUCCUGGAUUUUUUUUCUCAUUUUCCAGGCCGACGCUAAAGUUCGAGGACACUAUUUGAGAAAAUGGACGAAAAAUCAUGAAUUCAAUGAGGAUACCGAUAUUCGAGAUGUAAGUUUUCAAUAUUUUUUGAAAAUUUCUUCUUGAUUUUUCAAUUUCAGCUUCUCGAUUGGGACUACUACAUCGAGCGAUUCGGAAGUUGUAUUCAAAAAAUCAUCACAAUUCCGGCGGCUCUUCAAGGUGUCAGUAAUCCAGUGCCACGUGUUGCUCAUCCAGAUUGGCUUCAAAAUAAAAUACGAAACAAAGUUGAUGCUCACCGCCAACCGAAAAUUAACGCGAUUUUUGGAGUUUGCGAGAAACCUGUGGCCGGAAAACGAAAAAGAACUCCGGAUAUUGAAGAGGCGGAUAAGGAAAAUGAGGGGCCAAAGAGACAGAUGGAAAAGAGCCGAGAGAAAGAAGCUGAAGAGCAACCACUGGAAAAGAAGACUUUGAUAGAUCAUGGAUUUGAUGAAUGGUUGGGAUUUUUGAAGAAGAAGUGGGCAAUUCAACGGAAAGAGCGAAAACAAGCGAUGUCAAAUAGAGAUUCGGAAAAUGUUGAUGCAAUUGUGAGAGGGAUUCGAGAAUCAGAAAAGGAAAAAGAAUGGCAGAUUUUGAGUGUUGAACCCACAAAAGAUGCAUCAUUUUAUAAUGUCUGGUUGAGUAUUAAUGGAAAUAUGCACAAAACUACAAUUCGGAUGACUAGACAAUUAUUAGUUGAUUCGAAAAUUGAGAAAGAUGGGAAGGAGACGAUUCGAAGAAUCCUACCGCAUCAUAAACCUUCCAAUUUUUUGUAUGAAUAUAAAACCGAUGAAACACAUUUGAAUUCACUUAUGGAUAAAUUAUACUCGGAGACUUGUUGCUCGUCGAUUGAUGGGAUUUAUGAAUCGGAAACUCCGCUGGAUUUCAAGGCGUUGAUUCAAAUUGGAUGUGCGGUGAGAGCGGAAACAUUGUCAUCUUCCGCCUUGUCUUUGGAGAAUCUUAGACCAAUUGUCAAUGAGAAAUUUGUGUAUUUAGAGCAACCCGUGCGAACCAUAUUUCUUUAUAAAUUCUCGCAGGAUUCACGGCAUGUUUGGAGUUUGAUUGAUUCGAGUGGAACGAAUGGAUAUUUGUAUGUGGUGAAUAAUGGAGAUAUUCAAUUGCCGAAUAUGGAUGUGUUGUAUGCGACGGCGUUUGGGAAAAUGUGGGUUUUUUGGGAGGAAUUUGUAUAGAUGUUCUAUUGAAACAGUGAAAAAAUGAAAAAAACUAGUUUUUGAUAAUUCCUCCUACUGUUUAUUAAUUUUUUGAAACAGUUGAUUUUUUUGAGAAUUUUUAAAAGUUGGUUUCCUAUAAAUAAUUCAAAAAUAAUUGUCAGAAAAAUUAACUGUUUCAGAAGCUAGUGUUAUUAUCUAUAUAAGUUUGAUCAAUGUUUUCAAAAUUAUACCAAAAAUGAAUGAAAUUAAAUUUUUUACUCCGACUAAACCGAACAUCAAUAAAGUUAGAUGGUUAUUCAUUUAUUUUUCAUUUUUGAAACAGUCAAUUUUUUGAAAAAAAAAUUUUCAAGAUUUUUUAUCAGUUCUCUAUUCAAUUUCGAAUGUUAUUCUAAAUUUUCUUAACGUCAUAUUUAUUUUUUGGAACAGUAUAUUUUUUAGAAAACAAUUUUUCAAGUUUAUUCAAACUUCAUCGAUAAAUCAAUAGUCUAUUUUUUGAAACAGUACAUUUUUAAAGUCCAAGCAUUUAACGGAAACCAAUCAACUAAAUUGGAAUUUUUCUAGUUGAUAUGAAUUUUUUGAAACAGUGAUUUUUUCGCCAUGAAAAUUCAAAUUUGAUAAUGCGUUUCUCCAAAAUUGCAUUCCUGUUUUAUCACUAAUUUUUUGUAUUUUUUUGAAACAGUAGAUUGUUUUGAAAAUUUUUUGAUGCUGGAUUUUAUUGAAGAUUCUCAAAUUCCGAAAAGAAAAUUCUGAUUUUUACUUUUUUUCAACUAAUUUUCCGAAAUAUUUGACUGUUUCAAGAGAUUUAUUUUUUUCUUGGAAUAUUUCUAAAUUUGAUUUGUAUUUUGAGCAAAAAUUAUGAAAGAAAUAUUGUUUGCUUUGAAAAUUUCAUGCUUUUUAUUCAAAUUUUAAAAUUUUACGAAAACAUAUGGUAAAAGUGUGUGAUGAAACUAAAAUUUAAUAUUGAAAGUAGUUCUAAUUUUUAUUGAUAAUAUUUUUAAACAGUAAAUAGAAAUUCUGGUUUUUUUUCGAAAAAUUUGAAAAUGUUUGUUAAUAUUUAUUCUUUGAAACAGUGAAAAAUUUAUUUUGCAGAAAAGGAACCGAAAAAGAGCAAUUAUGCUCAGCCGCCGAGCAAAUUCCAUUUACAACAAAACGUUUUUCAUCGGCCACAGAAUGCGAAAAAGCAGUUGGAAAAGCAUUGCGAACAUUUAGAGAAGCAACAUCAAAAACAACAAUUAUAGUUAUGUUAUCAGAUACGGAUUCGAUGAGAAUUAUGAAAAAAGUGCCGAAUUUGGGAUUAUUUCCACAAUUACAAUUGCAUAUCACUGAACCAUCUUCUUUGUUGAAUCAAAUUGAUUGGCAAAAAGUUGUGGCGCGGCGGAUUAUACAACACUUUUUCAAUUCCUUCUUCUUUGUUGCUGUGAGUUUUUUAAAUGGAGUUUAUAUGUUGAAAGAAAUUAUUAAUGUUAGAAAAAUAGAGAUUUGGGAGAAGGGUUUUUGAAACAGUAAAAUUUUUGUUUUUAUAAAAAAGUUUAUUGAAAAAAAUUCAAUUAGAAAUUUUUGAUUAAAUUCAUUGUUUGUUAUCAAUUUCGAAAAUCCCUAAUUUUAUAAACAGAUAAUUUGAUACAGUAAAUUUUCUGGUUACGAAAAAAUUGAAUUUUUUUUGGAUUUUUAUUUUGAAUUUUUCAACUUGGUUGCAUCAAAUUCUUAUCAAAAAUAGCUUUUCCUAAUACAAAUUUUUUGAAACAGCAUAUUUUUGGUUACGAAAAAAUUUGAACUUUUUUUUUAAAAUCGAAAUCUCCGAUUUUUCAAACUUUUUUGGAACAGUAAUUAAUUUUAGCACAUUAAAAAUUCCGCAAAUGUGAAGUAAUUUGUUGUGAAAAAAUUCAAUUAGAAGUUUUUGGUUAAAUUUAUUGAUGUACGAUUUGCCCCUUAUCAAAUUGAAAAAUUCAGAGUUUAAUAAGCAAACAUUUUGAAAAAGUAGAUUUUUUGGUUUCCAGAAAAAUUUGUUGUUAGAUCAAUUUUUUUGUUGAGAAUUUCAUGUUGAUUUUUUUUGCAAUUAAUUGAAAUCUCCGAUUUUAUUUCAACCUUUUUUGAAACAGUAAUUAAUUUUAGCAAUUAAAACAUUAAUUUUUAUUGAAAAAAAUUGAAUCAGGAAUUUUUGGUAAAAUUUAUGGGACAUCAAUUUUGUUAUCAAUCUGGAAAAUCCAGAAUUUAAUAAGCAGAUAUUUUGAAACAGUAGAUUUUUUGGUUUCCAAAAAAAUUUAGAUUCAUUUUUUGUUGCAAUUGAUUGAAAUCUCUGAUUUUAUUUUAACCUUUUUUGGAACAGUUAUUAAUAUUAGCAAAUUAAAAUAAUUAAUUUGUAUUGAAAUAAAUUCAAUCAGGAUUUUUUGGUGAAUUUUCUGGGACCUCAUUCUGUUUAUCAAAUUGGAAGACCCGGAAUUUAAUUAACAGAUAUUUCGAAACAGUAGAUUUUAGGUUUCUCAAAAAAUGUUAAUUUUUUUAAAAUUUCAAUUUUUAAAUAAAAGAAGCAGAAAAAACAGUUGGAAAUAUCUUUUCCUAAUACAAAAUUUUAAAACAGUAAUUUUUUGCACAUUUCUUCAAAUUUUUGGACUCUUAUGCCUUAUGUCAAUAAAUCAUUAUGGAAAAAAUCUUUAUAUUUUGAAACAGUAAAAUUUUCUGUUUUUGGAAAAAUUUGAAAUUCAUUUUUUGAGAUCAAAUUCAACAGCUCAUCAAAAUUGUUCGAAAAAGUUUUUCCUAAUAUAAAAUUUUGAAACAGUAAAUUUUUAAGAAAUAUUUUUUUACUUUUUUGGCUUCCUAUAAUUUGUCUGCCCCAACCAAUCAUUCUUCUCUUUUCCAGGAUUACCUCGAAUGGUGUCGAUAUCUUCGAAUUCCUCUCGGCAAUCUUCCAUCCGAUCAUUCCCUUUUCGCACUCGAUUUAAUGUAUGCUCGACACUUGCAAAAAGCUGGUCACGCCCUUUGGGCUUCUCGAUCAAGUCGACCCGAUUUGGGAGGAAAAGAAUUGGAUGAUGUCAGAUUGAGUAUUGAUUGGAACCCAUUAUCGAUUGAUGACACGGUUUUGCUGAAUCGACAAACGUUUUGUGAAACUGCGUGUGUUGAAUUGCAAUUGAGCGCUGUGGCGGUGGGUUUUUGGGCGAGAAAAUGUUUUACCGCGUCGAGAAUAUAGGAAAUACCAAAUCUGGAUCUCUGAAGCGUUUUAGAAAUUUUCUAAAUUCGAAAUUUCUCAAGAAAAGCAUUUUUGAAAAUCUCUAAGAAAAUGUAUUUUUGGAAUUUUUUGUUCAAAAAAUAUGUCUAAAAAAUUUACUGUUUUAAAAUUUUCAGAAAAUCUUUGAUUGAAAGUUUUCAGUGAUAUUUAUUUUCAAAAAAUAUGCCAAAAUCUUGCUAAUUUGCGGGAUUCAAUUUAAUAAAAAAUGUAUCCCAAAACGUCACUGUUUCAAAAUUUUAAUAUAAAUAAUUGAUUAAAAAUUUUCAAUGAUUGUGCUCAUGCUUCGAACAAAAUAAUAAUUAAAGCUAUUGGAAAUUUCGGAAAAUAUUCACUGUUUCAAAAAUGCUUUAUUAUUUUUGUUGGAAAAUUUUUGGGGAUACGCGGUUUCCCCGGAAGUAUGUAACAUUUCAAAACCAAAACACAAUUGAAAUAUGCAUUUUUCUCAUCUUCGAAUAAUCCACUGUUUCAAAAAUAUGUUAUAUUUUUCCUCAAUUUAAUUUUCAAAAAGGUUUAUGGUUAACAACUAUUUGGAAGUAAAAGAAAUAUUUUUAAAAAUCCACAAUAAAAUUUACUGUUUCAAAAAUUAUAUAUGAAAAAUUCGCCUUUUCAAAAAUUGCUUCUACAGUCUCCUCUUCAUAAUCAAUAUGUUUUCCUUCAGGUAACUGCUCUCGUUCAACGAAGUCGAGUUUUGGAAGCGGAAGGAGCUGAUGAUGUUGUUGCAUUCGAUUCAGCAAAUCAACUUCCAUCGCAAGCACUUCAAGGUGUAAAGUAAGAAUAAUUUUUUGAAAGGGAUUUUCAGAGGAAUUUUCUGUGCCCUAAAAUUUUGCCCAUUUUCCAGAAACAGUAUAGCUUGUUAUGACGAAGGUGCUGCAGUUGAUUCAAGUCUAAAAGUGCUCAAACAAAUGCUCACCGAAUGUGUCCGUCAAAUUGCUCAUUUCUCAAAUGCUCGAGCCGAUGAAGUUGUAAUGACAGUCGGAAGAUGGUUGAAUACAAGAUCGGCUCUAUUAUUCGACUCAGCUUUGACUCGAUCAAUCGCAGUUCUCGAGAAUAAACUUGUUCUAUUGCUAUGUGCGGAAUGUGAAAGAAUUGGAGCACGAGUUAUUCAUGCGACUGCACAGAAAUUGGUAUUGAAUACCGGGAAAAUGACGAGUGAAGAGGCGAAAUCGUUUACUGAAAUGUUGAUUCAAUCGUUGAGUUCGAAUAUUGUAUUUGCCGCGUUGCAUAUUACGCCAGUCAAGUAUUUUGAUGCAAUGUUGUGGAUGGAUGCAUAUAAUCAUACUGGUUAGAUUUGGGAAAGGGUUUGGGGCGAAAUUCUGGGAAUUUUAUCUGAAAAAUUCAUCCAAAAAAAUAGAAUUUGAUAAAAAUUUCUAACAAGAAAUCCAGUAAAAUUUCUAAAACCUGGCUAUUUUCUAGAAAAUUUUGAGAAAAUCCAAAAAUUGUGAAGUUUCCAGCCAAAAUUUUUUGAUUUUCAGACUAAUUUUUUGAAUAUUUGGCCGGAAAAAAAUGAGCCCGGAAAAUUCUUGGGUUUUUUCUAGAAAAAUGAAAUUUUCAAAUUCAGAUUUUUUCGAAUUUUCAGCCUGGAAACCUGGAAAAUCUCGAUUUUGAACCUGACAUUUAGGAAAAAUCAUGGUUUUUGGAGAAUUUUGACCCGAAAUAUCCAAAAUUUGAGCUACAGUAAUCUCACAGAUUUAGCCUAACUAGAAAUUUUCUUGUUAAAGUUUUCACUACAAAAACUGACUACAAAUUGGAUUGUCAGACAUUUUUGAAUUUUUGGCUGAAAAAAUCAGCUCUGAAAACCAAAGUCAACCUUUUUGCCUUCAGGAAUCCGCGUCAAAUCGACUCAAGAUUCUGAAGAAUCUGAAUCUCCUUCAGAAUCUCAUCCAGAAGACGAAGAUUCAAUGGAAACUGAAAAUAUUUGGAGAAUAUCGGAUGAAAUGCCUGAAGAUGGAAAUGUCAAAGAAUCAUUUGAACAAUUGAUUGUUGGAUAUAUUAUGAUGUUUGUGGAGAAAAAUCGAGAAAUUGUGAGUUUUUAGAUUCUGAAACACGAAAAUUCGAGUUCUGAGGGUUACUUUUGACCUAUUUAGGCUAACUCCGGAAAAAUAUUCGAAAAAAAUUUUUUAAAUGAAAAUGUUCAAAAAACUCAAACAACCUCAGAAAAUCUCAAUUUUUCCUUUGCAGAAUUUCGAUUCGGAAACAGCGAUCAGUUUUCGCUCAGAUUGUAUCACAAAACACAUAUCACAUCGACUUUAUCGAAUUGUCAACAAACUGGUGCAUACAAGUGCUGAAUGUGCACAUUCGGCUGUUUAUUUGGUUGAUGCUGUGAGUUAUUUUUUAUGCAUGAAAAAAAUUCACUGUUUCAACAAGUUUGAAUAAUAUUUUAGAUGCUUUUUGUUUUCGAUAUCUUUAUAGCUAAAGGUUCAGAGAAAAUAUUUUGGAAAUGUAACUUUAAAUUUCAUUGUUUCAAAAAUUUUACAUAAUAUUUUGCAAUUAUAAUUUUUUGAUUGAUAAUAGCAAUUUUUUGGGUUAUUCAGAAAUUUUUUUUUUCAUUUUAAAAUUCACUGUUUCUAAUUUUCCUUAUCCUUUUGUGAUUUGAAAGUUUCAAAAGUGUCAUAACUUUUUUUUGGAAAAUUUAAUAAUUUUGCAUAAUAUUUCUAAUGAUUUUUUGUUAAAAAUAUGCUUCAUUAUUUUUUUUUCAAAAUUUCACUGUUUCGAAAAUUUUGUAUAACAUGUUUUUUCCAUUUUUCGAUGAUAAAUGUAGCUGAUUCGAAAAUAAAACCCAAUUCAAUUAUUUGUUCUGCAUACAAAAAAUAUGAAUUAGCUCAAGUUUUCAUUUUCCCCUCCCUAAAACCUCUCAUUUUCAGCUGUGCCAAGCUUUGAAUUGUGAUUCAUCGUGUAAUUUGGCGAUUGAAGGAGUUCAAGAAAAUGCGAAACGAUUGUUGGAUAAUUCUGUUGGUGAGCAAUUUUCAAAUUUUUACUUCAAUUGAGUUAGAUGGUGUCAUUAGUAAAACAAAUUCAGUUUUCGAAUAUUAAUAAUUUGAAACCUACAUUUUCGAGGUUUUUUUGUGGAGAAAAAAAAUUGAUUUUUUUUGGAACAAUAGUUUUCAAAAAAUAUAACAUUUAAAAAAUCACAAUUUUCCACGUCAAACUUUGAGUUAUGACGUGGCGAAAUUUGAAUGUCUGUUUUUUGAAAUUGUAUCGAUAUUUCUCUUGAAAAUGUGAGAAUUCAAUUUUUCAAACUGAAAUAAUUUUUUUUUGAGAAAAAUUGAAAUUUCACAGAAUUAUUGCAUUUUCUCAAUAGAGCGCUUAUGAAAUUUCGAAUUUUUCAAGUUCUAACCCUAUUUUUCAGUCGAAGCCGAUAUGACUCAUGAUUUAUCGGCUUGCAUGUUCAUCGCCAAUGUUUUCUGUGGUUCUUGUUCACAAUCAUCAAAUGUAUUCUUGACACCAUCAGCUGAAGUUACAACAUGUUCCACGUGUCAAAAUGUGAGUUUUAAUUACUCCUAAUUUUUAAGUUUCCACUAAUUAUCUCAUUUUUUCUCCAGAAAUUGCCGAAUGAUUUGAUCGACACAAUGAUUUGCGAUCGAUUGAAUCAAUUAUUAACAGCCUAUCAAAUUCAGGAUCAUUCUUGUGGCAAAUGUAAAUCGGUAGGUUUUUUUUUCAUUGAACUUUGUCUAAUUAAUUAAUUAAUUAAUUAAAAAUUUCCCUAGGUCCGCCACGAUAAUAUGUCACAAUAUUGUGAAUGUUGUGGACCAUUCAACCCAACAAUUGCUGGAGAAAAACUGAAAAUUGAGGCGAAAACGGUGGAAAAAGUGGCAAAAUGCCGUGAUUUAUCGCUGAGCGCUGAACUUUCGGCUUGGAUUUUGCAAACAAUUUGA
Messenger RNA from Caenorhabditis angaria, 14876 nucleotides. The record is from the annotation of a GenBank genome assembly. NCBI's taxonomy places the organism in Eukaryota, Metazoa, Nematoda, Chromadorea, Rhabditida, Rhabditidae.